Molecule: messenger RNA, 1191 nt
Organism: Phaeodactylum tricornutum CCAP 1055/1
Lineage: Eukaryota; Bacillariophyta; Bacillariophyceae; Surirellales; Neidiaceae
Product: peptidase
Exons: 1
Coding region: 142-999 (285 amino acids)
Molecular function (GO): protein binding
Source: RefSeq, a predicted model, not a curated record
GGAGAUGAUGUUCUCAUUGUUUGUUUUUGAAUCGUGAGAACUCUGUUUUCGUUCCACGUCACCAACAACAACAUAGUAAUCGAUUGCAUUGUUCGAAGUGCUCACGACAAUUGGUUCCUAUCUGAUAAAGCCAACGCCUCAAUGGCGGGAAACGAUAUUUUGAAGAAACAGCGACCACAAAAUUGGAGUGUAACGCUGUUUCGGCGUCCUGGAAAUGCGAACCGACUGGGACUAGGGCUGCGUCGAAGUACCACUGGGCGUGUGUUUGUGGUAGGUCUCUCCGGUGACGAUCCUACAUCAUGGCACGCUCUCGCGUCAGUCAGCAUUGGUGACGAAGUCACACGCAUCAACGGCGCACUUUUGCGAACAUUAAGUCACUGUGAUGUUUCUCAGCUGCUCGACCCACAAACUAAAAAUGGUCGCCAGAACGGACGACUUGUUCUGAUGGGCGUUUGCCAUUACGGAAAUCCACAUGCAGUGCACGCGUUGAUCGAAAGGCCGUUUCGGGAUGCUCUGGUGGGUCUACAAAGCAGCUGCAACAACCACGAGUAUCCGGAAAUCUUGGAUUUGGCGGACAAAGGUCUGGUAACGGAUUCAGUAUUGCGAAUCGGUGACCGUGUGCGCUCAGUGAACGGCAUCCGCUGCAAGAUAUCAGAGCAAAAUUUAGCAGCGCUUCUGGAUAGCUCGGGCCGCUACAUUGCUAUUAUGGCCGAACGAGUAGACACCGAAGAUGGCUCGGCCUUGAUUAAGGUCGGGACAUCGGAGGCUUCAUCUCAUGCUGGUCGACAAGUUGAAAACGAGACUAAAGGGACCAUUUGCCUUCGGCAACGAUGUACGUGCUUGUACCGAUUCGUUCUGUCCCAUUCUAGGGCGACCGCCAAAUUAAGUGAGGCUGCUCGCUCAAGCUUAUUGUCCGGAUUUUCUUUAGACGUGAACAAGAGUUACACAAGCAUUAUGCGCAAAGAGGCCCUUAUUUCCUCCCGCUACCGACAAUUUUAGAUUGGCACACACGGCAGGAAUUGCAAUCAUUCUUUUACAAUAAUGCGUAACAAGCUUGUGCUAUGCACGCCGCGCUGCCGUUUCAUGAAGCCACUGGCCUUUGCUGCGUUGCGCUCGCGAUCAAUGCGGCCGUUGGGCCAUUUCAAGAUGCAGUUCUUCACGAUUGGAGUCUCGAGAGGUGAAUUCGCAAGC